Messenger RNA from Ananas comosus (pineapple), 597 nucleotides. RefSeq lists its product as uncharacterized. The record is from RefSeq and is a predicted model, not a curated record. Bases 1 to 597 code for a protein of 198 amino acids. The transcript is spliced from 2 exons. NCBI's taxonomy places the organism in Eukaryota, Viridiplantae, Streptophyta, Magnoliopsida, Poales, Bromeliaceae.
AUGCUGACAGAUUUGGUUACCCAGCAGGCUGCGGCAGCGCGACAGCAGAUGGACGCUGCACGUCGACAGGAGGACAGGAUGAAGAGGCUAGAGGAUCUGUUACUGCAGCAGACGACUGACAGAGAGAUUCCAGAUCCUUCGCCGUGGUGGGUGGACAUUCGUGAGGAUCCCCGCACUGAUUUGUCCGCUAUCACGUGGAAUAGGUUCAAGGAGUUAUUACUGACGACCUAUUUUCCUCAGAGUGUAAAGAGGCAGAUGGAAAAGGAUUUGAGAAACCUGAGACAGGGGGACAGGACAGUGGCAGAGUAUGAGCGAGAGUUCUCCCGACUACUCCACUGCGUUCCUUCUGUGGUUCGAGAUGAUGAAGAUAAGGCCCGUAUCUUUGAAGUGGGUUUGCGGCCUGCGAUUUUCAGAUUGGUCGAGGCGUCAAACCUCUCUACUUACAAGGAUGUGGUGAACCGGGUCUUGAUUGUUGAAAAAGGGGCAGAAAUCAUGAAGGAAAGAGACAUCGUGGAUCGGAGUAAAGGAAAGAGACCGACAGCUGAGAGCAGUGGUCAGCAAUCUUUCCGGAGGCCGCCGAAGUAUCCGAGGGGCUAG